AUGAGUGGAGGUUUGGUUUUGGCUUGGAAGAAAGAAAUUCAUCUUAACAUUAUUUCAUUUAGUUUGAGGGGUAUCUAUGUCACAUAUACUGACAUUAUUCACACUAAAACUUGUCAUAUCCACUUCAUGUAUGGUAAACCCAAUAGUAGCUUAAGACAUGCCUUCUGGGAACAACAAUGUCAACAGUGUAAUGCUCCCUUAGAUGAACAAGUUUUAUUUAUAGGAGAUUUUAAUGCUCUCUUAGGAACUGAAGAUAAAAAUGGUGGUCUAGAGGUUGAUGAUGUUGAUUUUUCAAACCUUAGGAACUUCUGUUCUGUGUUUAAUUUGUAUGAUCCUGGUUUUUCAGUACCUAGGUUCACUUGGUCUAGUAUGCAACAAGGUUCAGAUUUGAUCCUUGAGAGAUUAGAUAGAUGUCUUAUCAACCAACUUGCUGAAGAGAUUUUCCCCAAACUUUGUGUUAAUAAUUUACUCAUAGACUCUUCUGACCAUUGUCCCAUGCAUAUUGUUUUUAAUUAUGAGAAUGUUUGUUCUCCUGCUUAUAAAUUAAAAGCUAACCUUUUAAACACAAAGAAAGGUCUUAGAAACUGGAAAAAAAGUUCCUUUGGUAAUAUUCAAACCAAUAUACCUACCAUUAGGAAGGACUUGGCAGAUAUUCAAUGUAAUAACCCUACAGAUACUAGUUCUACUUCCAGACUGAAAGCUAGGUUGGAAUACAUAUACAAUCUAGAAGAGUUAUACUCGAAGGACAAAUGCAGAGUCCCGCUUGCUGAACUUGUCUCUCAAUAUAGGCCUACAGGACUUUGUAAUUUCAUCUACAAAAUUCUUUCGAAAACUCUGGCUAAUAGACUAAAACCUUUUAUGAAUAAUAUUAUAUCCAAAAAUCAAAGUGCUUUCAUUCCUAAGAGGAGUAUUUCUGAUAAUAUUCUUCUGGCAAAUGAAGCUAUAUAUGCUGUCAAUCAUAAUGACAAAGUGGAGGGAAUUGCUGCCAUAAAACUUGACAUGUACAAGGCUUAUGAUAAAUUAGAGUGA
Messenger RNA from Papaver somniferum (opium poppy), 1029 nucleotides. RefSeq lists its product as uncharacterized. The transcript is spliced from 2 exons. NCBI's taxonomy places the organism in Eukaryota, Viridiplantae, Streptophyta, Magnoliopsida, Ranunculales, Papaveraceae. The record is from RefSeq and is a predicted model, not a curated record. The coding region runs from base 1 to 1029 and encodes 342 amino acids.